Messenger RNA from Pieris napi, 2315 nucleotides. RefSeq names its product locomotion-related protein Hikaru genki (gene hig). The coding region runs from base 253 to 1695 and encodes 480 amino acids. The record is from RefSeq and is a predicted model, not a curated record. Lineage: Eukaryota; Metazoa; Arthropoda; Insecta; Lepidoptera; Pieridae. The transcript has 10 exons.
GCAUCACGUUUAAAAAAAUGUUUAAUCAGGCUAAAGUUUUUUUUUAUUCUUUUAAACCUUUAUACCUAUACACAACCAUAUAUCUGUUAGCAACUCAAACUAUUCAUGUAACAUAGCGCGGUGUGUAACAGCAAAAACGUUUACUACGCGUUGAAUACCAUACGUGUACGUACAAGAAAAAAAUAAUACACGAGGUCAAGUGUGUAUAGGUGAGACUAUCAAAGAAAAAAAUACUACGAAAUACAUUCUAUCAUGAGCAUAUGCCUUUGGCUUUUUAUAUGCGCACCAAUUUUGAUUUCGAUCUAUGGCGAUACAACUGAACGUAAUGAUGAUUACAAGUGUAUACUGCCGGAGCUCACGCUAGACGACUUGAAUUUAGAUAUGAAAAAAUUUAUGGAAAAUUUUGCAAAAGUUAAAGAGAUAAAGUUUCCAAUAUCGUUUGGACCUCUGCCGGAAAAAUAUAUUUGUAAAUUGAAAUGUGUGGAUGGGUAUUGGGUGGGCCCUCUGUGUUCGAGUUCACCAGAUGGCAGAUUUAAGACUCUCCUGAAAGAAUGCACAUACAAUAAUGAUUUUCCUCUAUUAUCAGUUUCGUAUAAAAAUUCUUCUAUUGAGAAUGAUACAAACUUUCCGCAUAACACAACUAUUACUGCAAGGUGCAAAUACUUCGGUAUGUAUAAACUAAAAGGGGAGAACGAAAUACGCUGUGAAAAUGGCGAGUGGGACCCGAAGUUUCCUGAAUGCGUACCAACCACAGUCAUAACAAAUUUCACAGGCGAUGCUCCACCGACAGUGAGGUAUGAGGUAGCAAGUGGUUCCGCUAUUGUACAACCUACUGGUGAAGUUUUUGUUUACCCUGAGAGCACCAUAUGGCUUGAUUGUAUGUCUUUGAGAACGGCUGGCGAACCAGAAUGGACAUGGACUCAUAGUAUGGAGAACUAUAAAACAGGAUGGGUCAAUGAACUAGACAAUAUAUUCCGUAUUACUCUGCCUAAGCUUGGCGCUCGUUUUGCUGAAACAUUUACCUGCGCUACACCAGCUGGAACAACAAACAAGAUAUCUAUCAGAGUUGUUAGUGUUAGUUGUAAUCCUCUUGCAACAUCGUCACCUCCAUUGAGACUGUAUACUACUGGUCAUAAGCUAGGCAAUACUGCUCAUUUUAGUUGUGAACCUGGCUACCAUCUCAGUGGAUCGCCCCAACUCUAUUGUAUGGGAAACGGUCAUUGGUCUUCUUUACCACCCACUUGUGAAGAGACUUUCUGUCCAUUCUUCACGUCCCUCAAUCCUCACUUAAGUAUCAUUGAACACAAUUCUUCCUUCGGAGGAAGGGCUGUGUUCACUUGCUCCUGGGGAUACCGACUCGUUGGAGCUCCAGGAUUAGAAUGUGAGCAUGAUGGCCAAUGGUCCGGGGAAAUGCCACAAUGCAUACCGAUAUACUGCCCUGAUCCUAUCAUACCGGAACAUGGACAACUUUUGACGAAAACUACAUCAAAAGAUGGAAAAUAUCCCGUGGGUGACCUCUUAAUCUAUACCUGUGAUACUGGUUAUCAAGUUUUAGGAGAAGCCUCCAUCGUGUGCACAGAAAAUGGCUUUUGGUCACACCCACCGCCGUUUUGCCUACCGCCCGCGGAAAUUAAAAAUCCAGAUACCAUUUAUAUAGAAAAUACCACUUUAGUUCACGUUGACAAUGGCUAUUGAUAUGAGUUAACGAUAUAUAGGAACUAUAUGUAGUUUGUAUAAAAAUAGAGUACGUAUUGUUAUGUAUAUUGUUACGUAAGAUCGUAAGUCGAGAGAUACGAUAGUCUGAUUUCCAUAUUAUAUCAAAUCCGUUUAGUUUCUGGCAUAUCAUAACAUAUAAUCGUGUAAAUGUACCAUUUGAUCCAAAGUCCUCAUUUGUUUCAUUCGAUCAUAGCGUAAACACAAUUUGUCAGAAAGAGACAAGAGUACUUGAGUUAAAAGAGUAAGUACAAUUAGACCGAUUCAGUUUUUAUAAAUAAGUGACAGUGACUAGCACUUUUUUUGUAAAAAAUGUAAAAUAUUAAGAUAGUAAUGCAAGGCAAUAAUGGAUAAAAAAAACUUCGAAUACAUUCAAAGUUCGUAUUUCAAAACUAAAAGUAUUUAGAUAAAUAGUUAAUAACUUGUUAAUUAUAAUUAAAUCAUAAAUUAGUUGUUAUCUUCAUUUAAUUGAUUUCUGAGAAUCAUAAAUGCAAUAUUAGUUAAUAAUUAAUAGGAGUUUCAAUACUUAAAAAUGUAUACCUAAAAAUACACUUGCAAUUUUUGUUAGACUACACAAUGACAAAUAAAAAAUUACUGUUUGA